AUGGCUGACUCCAUCAAUCCUCCCCUAUCCUAUGAGGCUUCGGCCACUGCGACUCAUCAACAUGAGGCCUCUUCUUUACCUACGGAGGUGAUCUCUUGUCUGAAGAACUCCCGCUUCCUCCAUCUCGCAACAUGCGAUAAUCUGACCCCGCAUAUAUCUCUCAUGUCAUAUACCUAUCUCCCCUCGACUCCAUUCGAUGCCUACCCAACGAUCAUCAUGACCACCAACCCCGCGUCCAGAAAAACCAACCAUCUUCUUAACAACCCGCGCGUUUCUUUGCUAGUCCAUGAUUGGGUGUCCCAUCGCCCACCAACUCGCACCCUGAAUCCGCAUGGCGAGCGUGAGGGUUCUCCCCCACCCGCCGCGACCCGGUCGUCACUGGCGAGCUUGCUCCUCAAUCUCAACACCAGUGCUCUCUCCAGCAUCUCCACUACCAUCACUGGCGAAGCCCGUUUUCUGGAGCUUGGAUCUGACGAGGAGUCCUGGUGCAAGGAGCGUCAUCUAGAAAACAACACAUUUGAAGAAGAAGAGAUCAAUCUCUUUGGUCAGCAGCAACAAGAGCAACGGGACGUGAACGCCCGCCGUCCUAGUAUGUCAAUUGAUAGUGAUGUACGGGUGGUGACUGUAAGAGUCCGCGAGGGUCGUAUUGCGGAUUGGAAGGGUGGUGUACGAGACUGGAUUCUGCUUCCUCCAGCUGAUGCGCACGAAGGGCUCGUCAAUGGCGUUUCUUCAUAG
Messenger RNA from Penicillium angulare, 735 nucleotides. Its product is annotated as pyridoxamine 5'-phosphate oxidase family protein. Bases 1 to 735 code for a protein of 244 amino acids. NCBI's taxonomy places the organism in Eukaryota, Fungi, Ascomycota, Eurotiomycetes, Eurotiales, Aspergillaceae. The transcript has 2 exons. The record is from RefSeq and is a predicted model, not a curated record. Gene Ontology annotation, cellular component: nucleus; cytoplasm.